This is a messenger RNA of Triticum turgidum subsp. durum (durum wheat), 429 nucleotides long. NCBI's taxonomy places the organism in Eukaryota, Viridiplantae, Streptophyta, Magnoliopsida, Poales, Poaceae. The record is from the annotation of a GenBank genome assembly.
AUGGACAUCGAGAUGCUGCCUCCAACGGCAAAGGAUAUAAGCUUCGGAUCAGCAUUCGCUAAUGGUGGCACUGCUAAUGGUGGCACUGCUACUGGUGGCAAUGGUUCCGGUUCUCAGGCUGCGUCAAGCGGCAAGCCGCAGCAGGAGCUGCCAGCGCUGACACAUCAGUAUGCGGAACAAUACGUGUAUGCAUACCCAGCAGCACCGGCAUACGGCGGCCCUCCAAAGCCCCCGCCGGCGUAUCGCUAUGGCUAUGGCUAUGGUGGAGGUGGUUCUGGUGGACCCGUCAAAAGCAAUGAUGAUGGAGAAUCAAAAACCCGUCAAAAGCCCGUCACUAAUAUGUUUGUGACCGAAACCAAAAGUACAUCACUAUUAUUUGCUUGUGUGACGGAUCCUGGUUGUGACUGUUAUUUUGAAACCCAUACCUAG